GAGUACGGAGUAGUGGCCAUUGGUUGGGAUGAGUACGGAGUAGUGGCCAUUGGUUGGGAUGAGUACGGAGUAGUGGCCAUUGGUUGGGAUGAGUACGGAGUAGUGGCCAUUGGUUGGGAUGAAUACGGUGUAAUGGCCAUUGGUAGGGAGGAGUAUGGAGUAGUGGCCAUUGGUUGGGAUGAGUAUGGAGUAGUGGCCAUUGGUUGGGAUGGGUAUGAGUAGUGGCCAUUGGUUUUAGCAGUUAGUAGAUCAUUAGUGAGGUUUAGUAGGGCAGUUCAGUGGAGUGUAGGGAGGGGAAGGCACCAGUAGAGAGGGAGAGAUUGAAGAUGUGAGUGAGGGAACAUAGGAUGGAA
Molecule: messenger RNA, 353 nt
Organism: Staurois parvus
Lineage: Eukaryota; Metazoa; Chordata; Amphibia; Anura; Ranidae
Source: the annotation of a GenBank genome assembly